AUGUUGAGCAAGAUCUUUGGUGGAAAGCCCACGGCGCCCCCCCCACCUGGGCCACCGCCCCCAGGGGCCCCAGGGGCUCCCGAUGCGCCACCACUGCCUCCUCCAGCUGAGCCUCCUCCACCCAUGGGCUCAUGGACCUCAGGGCCUUCGAUUCCUGAAGAGCCGCAGGAUCCACCGCCAGAUCCUCCCCCUCCAGGGCCGCCGCCACCACCGAAGGCUUCUAAGCCUGGAUGGUUCAGCUCACUCUUUAGCUCCAAGCCGAAAGCUCCAAGUCCACCACCAGGUCCUCCAGCACCGGAAGCUCCCAAUCCACCAGAUGCGAACCUUGCAAAGGCAGGGCCACAAGUACCGCCGCCUGCCGCGACAUUGCCAGCUCCAGCUUUACCACCACCAACCACUAACUUGCCACCACCAUCUGCCACAUUGCCAGCUCCCAACUUACUCCCACCACCUUCCCUACCAGCUCCAACAGCCUUGCCACCACCCACCUCCACCUUCCCCAAUGCCCCAGCCCCCGCGGCAUCUGCACCGGCGCCAGCAACGGCACCAACGGCUGCCGUGGCACCUGCCCCUCCGGCGCCCCCCGCAGGGCCUCCGCUCAGCAGUUUGCCUCCGCCGGCGCGGCGACCGCCGCCGAACGCGCGGCGCCCGGCGCAGAUGAAGCCACAGGACUUGGAGGAGGCGCUCCACAGCUGGCUGAGCUUCUGGGAGGAUUGUCGUUCCUUAGGACCCACUCCAGCAGCCUCCGGAGCGCAUGGACACGAGGCCGCGCGGCUCUUCGUGCUUCGGAUCAGCAGCGUGGGCGAAACGGAGGUGCCCUUCUCAGCGAAUGGCACUCUCCAGAAGCCAGCCUUGGCACGCCUGGCAAAGGCGGCGGAGGAAGAAGCACCGGAGGCAGUCUCUAUCCAUGUGAGGCUCUCUUUCGUACACACUCCCUUGGGAGGAAAGCCUGAGAUCUAUGGCCACAGCUUUCUGGGACCCCGGCUGCAGAUGCAACGCGUCCAAAGCCGCAUCAGUGGCAGUGAAGGGCACCUGGUGGCCAUGGCCUCAGCAGACCCCCCAGCGCUCUUCUUCUUCCGCUCCGCCAUCGCCAGCAAAGAGCUCCGGCUUUUGGCCGAAGUCCUGGCCUUUGAGGAGCCACCCAGACAAGCCACCGCCUCACAGCCAGCAGUGAACAGGAUCUGGAAGCUCGCUUUGCCCAAGGCCAAGGCUGUGCCGAAGCCGAAGCCCAAACCGAAACCCAAGGCGCAGCAUCCUCUUGGGCCCUGA
Molecule: messenger RNA, 1269 nt
Organism: Durusdinium trenchii
Lineage: Eukaryota; Dinophyceae; Suessiales; Symbiodiniaceae
Source: the annotation of a GenBank genome assembly